UAACAAAAACAAUUGUACUAAUUGAAAACUUUAAAACUAAAACACUGUUCGUAGAUGCUUAAAAAGUAGAAGGCUACGGCAUGCCUUAUUUAGCAACGUCACUCUUGAAGAAAAUGAUGAAGCAAGAGAACUCCCGUCAAGACUUUCUACCAGAAGGAAUGGCCAUUUGAUGAUUCUAUGAACUUUGACUUUAAACGUCACUUUCGGGGCUUCUUGUUUUUCGACGGAGUUCUGUUCCUACGACAGCGACGGAACCGAAGUGUGUCCGUAAAUUGGAACGGGCCGUAGUCCAUUUCUAAUUUCGCUAUCGGAGUAGUGAAGCAAUAAAUGCAGUACAGUAAUUAUUUAUAUGAAAACAACCAAAUGAAAAAGAGUAUUCAACCGAGAUUGCCAUCUUGAUGUACUCUUGCAGCAAAUUAGUAAAAAAACAAUAUCCUUGGCGGAGGUAAUUAAGCCAAAUUGGUACAAGAGCAGUCGUGAAAUUUGAGUACUUGCUUGCACCAUAUACUUAUACUGUACUUCGUCAUGCCUUUAUGACUUUGAAUUGUGAUGAAACAUCUAGCCUGUAAUACAAGAUUUCUCAGUUAUGGGGUGACAUUACCAAUUAUUACAUGAUCACUUAUGUUGAUUUUUUUUAUGUUGUUGUUGUUGUUAUUUUUCCUCAUAGGCAUGAGUUGCUUUCAUCCUAUCCCGCUGCCCUUGUUCAUCUUAUUUAGUAACAUUCCAGGCGUCACCAUGGCGCUAUCGCCCAUCUCCAAUUUGCCCUUCUCGAGUGUGUGGAACGCUCCCUCGGCCGCCUGCCUCUCCCAGUACGGCGUUGAUCUCGACCUCGGCACGUUCAGCAUCGACCAGAACCAAAACCAGACUUUCAUGGGUGACGACAUAACCAUCUUCUACACGGACAAGCUGGGUGUGUACCCGUACUAUAGUCGAGGUAAGGCCGUAAACGGCGGCGUGCCGCAGAACGCCAGCCUCGAUGAGCACCUGAGGGCAGUGAGAAAUGACAUCCACAAGUACAUCCCUGAUGGGGAUUUCCAGGGCUUGGCUGUGGUAGACUGGGAAAGCUGGAGGCCAGUGUGGGAGAGGAACUGGGACACCAAGCAGGUGUACUGGGAAGGAUCACGAGUACUGGUCCGGUCCAGGCAUCCAGACUGGAAACCUGCGCAGGUGGACGCCCUAGCCCAUGUCGAGUUUGAGGCGGCGGCCAGAAAGUUCAUGGAGGAGACGCUGAAAGUGGGUCAGAAAGAGCGGCCUGGUGGACUGUGGGGCUUCUACGGAUUCCCCAACUGCUACAACUACUACAAAAACAGCAACUACACAGGCCAGUGUCCCACAGUGGAGUCCAUGAGGAAUGACAAGCUGACGUGGCUGUGGAACGUCUCAUCUGCGCUCUAUCCCGACAUCUACCUUAGCCAGGAGCUGCGAAGCCUCGACAUGGAGGUGUCGCUCUAUGCCCGUCACCGCAUCCUGGAGGCCUUCAGAGUGGCGACGCCACCUCGGCCCAUUAUUCCCUACGCCACCAUCGUCUACACCUACUCGUUCCAGUUUCUCUCCCAGGAACAUCUGGUCUACACUGUCGGAGAGAGCGCUGCCUUGGGAUCUGCAGGGGUUGUGCUCUGGGGUGACCAUGUUUUCUCCAAAUCUAAGGCCUCUUGCGACGCUGUCAAGUGGUACAUAGAUAAGACCCUGGGUCCGUAUUUGGUCAACGUGACGUCGGCGGCCGUCCUCUGCAGUCGUGCCCGGUGCUCGUCCAGGGGCAGGUGCGCCAGGCGGGACGCUGAGUCGCAAGUCUACCUCCAUCUCCACCCCUCUCACUGGAAGUUGACUUCUGAGAGGAGGAUGCAGGGCGGGCGCCACUACACGGUCCAAGGACGGCUCAGCACGCAGGAGGAAAUAUUGAUGAUGUCCCGCUUUGAGUGCAAGUGCUACCCGGGAUGGGUGGGCGACAAAUGCGCCACGCCUCGGCAUGGAUAAACGCCUAUCCAGUAAGUGAUUAUGACAUUUAUGGAACAAGUUUGCCAGCAUUUCAGUACAUACAGUAUGUACUGUCUUACUGCACUUCUCUAAUGUUUUUUUUUCUUUUAGUGGUUUCUAUCGGAUUACAUCAUUUGUCAAUUUUUUUAGCUAUUUCGUGUCACAUUCUUAGUUUCUUUAAGUGGUGUGUAAUAGCUUACUGCAUUCUAAUGGUGAAAAUGAAAAAAAAAAUUAAAAAAAGUGGAGAUACCCUUUUCUGAAAAUGGAGGAAAGACAAUAUAAGCAUUAAACUUGUGGAAGCGGCACUUAAUGUGUAUCAUGAUACGUUACCAACACUUUUUUGUUUGUUUACUGCUGGUCAACCUUAUAGUGCAGAGAUCAUGUUCGAUCCCGGCCUUCCUGUGUGCAGUUUGCAUGUUCUCCCCGGGCCUGUGUGGGUUUUCUCUGGGUACUCCCAAUUUUCUCCCAGAUUCCAAAAACAUGCAUGGCAGGCUGAAAUUGUCUCUAGGUGUGAGUGUGAGCCCGGAUGGUUGUUCGUCUCUGUGUGCCUUUCGUGGCCCGCGACUGGCUGUCAACCUGUGAUUGGCUGGCAACCAGUUCAGGGUGUCCCCUGCCUACUACUCGAAGACAGCUGGGAUAGGCUCCAGCACCCCCCGCGACCCUUUCGAGGAUAAAGCAGAUCAGAAAAUGGAUGGAUGGUUUACUGCUGAAGACUUUGUGUAGAAUUGUUGUUGACCAGGAGGUGGUGAUGUAAUACAGCACAAGGAAAUGCAUCAAAGUCGAGGUCAGCGCAUUUUUCAGGUUUUGGUUAAGUAGGAGCCCAUGAUGUAGCACGAAGGUUUUCCCAACAUUGCUGCACCUAAAAGUGAUUUAAAGCAACUUGAAAAUUUUUAUUUAUUUUUUUAAACAUGAAAAAGUGUGAUUUUGCUACAGCUGCUGCAGACCUGUCGAAAUCAACCCCUUAGACCUUGAACAAGCUCACCUGCAAAAAAGCAUAAAUCCACCGAUAAUAUAUUCAUCCCCCGGCCCUGGCCUCUUUUAAUAGUACGUAAAUGUCACAAGAUGGAAGAAAAGCAUUUAAAACCAUGCACCACAAAGCACCAACACCAUGCUCAUAGAAGGUCCAUAAACAUGAACCCAUGUCACAUAAACAACAAAUUGAAGUAGUUCAAUUAAACCACAAACAAACCACAUUGACAUGAGAAUCGUCGAUAGUAUUAGCUGAUAUAUUGUUUUAAAUAACAUCUCAAAUUGGCAUAACAUCACACAUUGGAAAACACAUAUUGGAUGUGUACUGGCACUUCACACUUUUUGGUGUUUACACAAUGAAAAAAAAUGAGGCAGUUCAAGGCACAUUGUAAAGGCAAAGUAGAAAGCAUGGGGUAUUAGUAGCUCCAUCAGGAGAGAAGCAAAAACAUACCCUUGAGGUGCAUUCAGAACCGGCAACAAAAUAGGGUACCAGGUUAACAGGGAAAAAACAACAACAACAAAACAAGCACUACCAAUGAAUUAAAGUUCACAACAACACAAAGAUUCCACCAGAUGUCAUACAAAUUGACAAUCAA
Hippocampus zosterae (dwarf seahorse) is the source of this 3539-nucleotide messenger RNA. It is a transcript of the gene hyal1, whose product is annotated as hyaluronidase 1. The transcript is spliced from 3 exons. NCBI's taxonomy places the organism in Eukaryota, Metazoa, Chordata, Actinopteri, Syngnathiformes, Syngnathidae. Bases 622 to 1974 code for a protein of 450 amino acids. The record is from RefSeq and is a predicted model, not a curated record. Gene Ontology annotation, molecular function: hyalurononglucosaminidase activity. Gene Ontology annotation, biological process: hyaluronan catabolic process; carbohydrate metabolic process.